AUGAAUUCUGCUGAGAAACUGCCAAACACUGAGCAAAACCAAUCUCCUCAUCUGCCUCCCUGCACAAAUCCUGGCAAUCCAGUGUUUUCCUGUAUGCUGGACUCCAAGACACUCAUUACCAACAGUUCUUUGACAAAGCCUCAGGUUUUACUAUUCAGAACAACUUCAAGUGAAUACGGUGCUAUACCACCUAUCUCACAGAUGGUACCUUGUACUUACCAUCCAGUAGAUCAAACCUUUUCAAAACACUUACUGACUUAUGGGUCAUUUCAAGACAAUGGUUUAAAUACUGCCAUUAGCAGAAGUAGGGUAUAUGACUACCCUAAUUUCCAGCAUACUCUGUAA
Molecule: messenger RNA, 345 nt
Organism: Merops nubicus (carmine bee-eater)
Lineage: Eukaryota; Metazoa; Chordata; Aves; Coraciiformes; Meropidae
Gene: PIERCE2
Product: chromosome unknown open reading frame, human C15orf65
Exons: 1
Coding region: 1-345 (114 amino acids)
Biological process (GO): axoneme assembly
Cellular component (GO): axonemal microtubule
Source: RefSeq, a predicted model, not a curated record